This is a messenger RNA of Prunus armeniaca (apricot), 672 nucleotides long. The record is from the annotation of a GenBank genome assembly. NCBI's taxonomy places the organism in Eukaryota, Viridiplantae, Streptophyta, Magnoliopsida, Rosales, Rosaceae.
AUGAGGAAGCCUUGCUGUGAGAAGACAGAGAUAACUAAAGGAGCAUGGUCUAAGCAAGAAGAUCAGAAACUCAUUGAUUACAUCCAAAAACAUGGGGAAGGUUGUUGGAAUUCCCUUCCUAAGGCUGCAGGGUUGCGACGCUGCGGUAAAAGUUGUCGACUGAGAUGGAUAAACUAUCUGAGACCAGAUCUUAAACGCGGAAGCUUUGGAGAAGAUGAAGAGGACCUCAUCAUCAGGCUUCAUGCACUCCUCGGAAACCGGUGGUCGUUGAUAGCAGGAAGACUGCCAGGAAGGACAGACAACGAGGUGAAGAAUUACUGGAACUCCCAUAUAAGGAAAAAGCUAGUAAAGAUGGGUACUACUACUACUACUAGUACGGCUCUUGAUCCGAAAAAACCCCAUCACCGCGACAACAAGGUGCCACUACUAAUGCAGCCUGAUGCUAGAAAUCCAAUAUUAUUUGGGCCGCCUGCGAAGACGAUGGAUCAGAAGCGUGCGCCUAAGCAUGAUGAUGAGAUGGACGUCUCGGAUUCCAUGAGUAUUAACGGUGGUAAUCAACUUCAAACAGGUGUUAUAAUGAGCAACAAAAGCUUCUGUUUGCCCGACUUAAAUCUUGACCUCACUCUAAGUCUCCAGUUGGCUGUGGGAGAGAGGCACCAAUCUGAUAUCUGA